This is a messenger RNA of Marasmius oreades (fairy-ring Marasmius), 621 nucleotides long. RefSeq lists its product as uncharacterized. The transcript has 3 exons. The record is from RefSeq and is a predicted model, not a curated record. The coding region runs from base 1 to 621 and encodes 206 amino acids. NCBI's taxonomy places the organism in Eukaryota, Fungi, Basidiomycota, Agaricomycetes, Agaricales, Marasmiaceae. Gene Ontology annotation, molecular function: ATP binding; nucleic acid binding.
AUGACCUCCUCACGACAUCCUUGCCUGGUACUACAAUCUCAGAAAAGACUCGACCAAGCACGAGAAACGGCGUGUCAGAAGACGGGAUAUGACUGCAAGGCGAUGCAUCAAGCACUCAUCAAUCGAUAUGGAGAAUUGACAGGCAAUACCGUGUAUAAAUGGCAACUAGACGUUGCCGAGGCAUUACUUCUCAAACUCAACUGUGUUGCCAUUGCAGGUACUGGCUCAGGAAAGACAGUAUCUUUCACGCUUUCACUCCUUCUAUCCGAAAAUUGUGAAAAGAUUGCUAUUAUUAUUUCCCCUUUGAAGACCCUUCAAGAAGAACAGGCUGAAUGCUUCGAGAAACUUGAGGUUCGCGCUGUAGCUGUCAAUGGAGAUACAUGGUCUUGGGAACUAUACAAGGAUUUGUCUGGCUACGUGUAUCAAGGUAUAUUCACAGGACUGGAAAUGAUAAUGGAGUUCGAAGAAUUCAAGUCUUGGCAAACUCGACCAACACCUGUCGCCCUCCACCUGCCCUCUUCUUUUUUUGUCUGCUGGACCUUGGAGGUCGUGACCAACACUGAAGGAUAUCCAAAAGUUCAAUGCUGUGAAGGAGAGCUGACCAGGUAUACUGAGCCUUAG